Molecule: messenger RNA, 7397 nt
Organism: Calypte anna (Anna's hummingbird)
Lineage: Eukaryota; Metazoa; Chordata; Aves; Apodiformes; Trochilidae
Gene: MALT1
Product: MALT1 paracaspase
Exons: 17
Coding region: 48-2504 (818 amino acids)
Biological process (GO): proteolysis
Molecular function (GO): cysteine-type endopeptidase activity
Source: RefSeq, a predicted model, not a curated record
CGGGCGGCCCGUGCCUGGCAGCAGCUGCGCCGGCGAGAGCCGGGGCGAUGUCGGAGCCGGUGCGGAGCACGCCGGGGUCCCUGCCCCUCAGCCGCCUCGCCGAGCCGCUGCUCCGGAGACUCAGCGAGCUGCUGGACCGGGCAGCGCCCGGCAAGGGCUGGCGGGACCUGGCGCAGCGAGCGGUGAGCCGCGGCAGGCUGCGGCUGAGCCCUCUGGAUUUGGAACAGUGUUCCCUCAAAGUGUUGGAGCCAGAAGGAAGUCCCAGCUGGAGUCUCCUGAAGUUGCUGGGAGAUCGAGGCUGCACUGUGGUGGAGCUUGUGGAGUUCCUACAAGCCCUGGAGCAUACAGAGGCUCUCCAGUGUCUCAGCUAUUCAGGUAUAAAGAUUGUUGUACAGCCAGAUUCUCAAGCCGUGCUCUCUGGUCAGGUUGUCAAGCUGUGUUGUUGGGCAACAGGACACCCAUUUGUGCAUUACCAGUGGUUCAAGCAGGAAAAAGAGCUUCCCCAUGGUAAUUCUCCAGAGCUGGUUUUGAAUCCAGUGAGUGUAAAUGACUCUGGCUUUUACAUCUGUCGAGUGAACAGCGACUCUUCCUUUGUGUUCAGUCGGUGGGCACAGCUUGAGGUUUGUGAUCUCCAGAGUACAUCUCAUGGGAGCCCAAUUAAUUUGUCUGAAAACAAGUUGCACAUUUGUAUUCAGCCUCAGCCAAAAAACUUGACCGUGGGGGACGCUUUGGUACUAGAAUGUGGAGCUGUUGGAAACCCAAUUCCUAAUUACCAGUGGUUCAGAAAUGGACUGCCCUUGGCAAAUGGGAGCAAAAAUGUCUACAUGGUAGCUUAUGUGGAUGUGGAACAUCAAGGGACAUAUUGGUGUCAUGUGUUCAAUGAUCAGGAAAGUCAAGACAGCAAGAAGAUAGAAGUUGUUAUAGGAAGGAAAGCUAUGGCAGUGGAGUGCACAGAAGAAGAACUAAGAGAUCUUCAAAACCCAGCAGAUCUACAAGAACAGUCAAGCCACAGACCUGUUGCCACAGACAAGGUAGCUCUGCUGAUAGGAAAUAUGAGCUACUGGAAUCACCCCCAACUCAAGGCUCCCAUGGUAGAUGUCUAUGAAUUGACCAAUUUGCUAAGACAGCUGGAUUUCAAAGUUGUUUCUUUGCUGGAUCUCACUGAGUCCGAGAUGCGAAAUGCAGUGGAUGAAUUUUUGCUUCUCCUGGACAAAGGUGUCUAUGGCUUGUUAUACUAUGCUGGCCAUGGCUACGAAAACUAUGGAAACAGCUUCAUGGUUCCUAUUGAUGCUCCAAAUCCCUACCGGUCUGCAAACUGUCUGUGUGUGCAGAACAUCCUCAAACUAAUGCAGGAAAAAGAGACAGGACUUAACGUAUUCCUACUGGAUAUGUGUCGGAAAAGAAAUGAAUACGAUGACACAAUUCUUAUCUUAGAUGCUCUGAAGGUUACGGCCAACAUUGUUUUUGGAUAUGCAACGUGCCAAGGAGCAGAAGCCUUUGAAAUUCAGCAGUUGGGGUUGGCCAAUGGAAUCUUCAUUAAGUUCUUGAAGGACCGUUUGUUAGAAGACAAGAAGAUUACUGUACUGCUGGAUGAGGUUGCAGAAGAUAUGGGCAAGUGUCACCUUACCAAAGGCAAGCAAGCUUUGGAGAUCCGCAGCAGUUUGUCUGAGAAAAGGGCAUUAACUGAUCCCAUUCAACAAACUCUGUCUUCUGCAGAGUCUCUGGCACGGAACCUACAGUGGGCCAAAGCUCAUGAACUUCCAGAAAGUAUGUAUCUUGAAUUCAGAUGUGGUGUCCAGAUUCAGCUGGGGUUUGCAGCCGAGUUUUCCAACGUGAUGAUCAUCUACAUGCGGGUAGUGAAGCAGCCACCCGAGAUAGUGGUUUGCAGAGCCUAUGUUACAGACUUCCCACUCGACCUGGAUGUGGAUCCUAAAGAGGCCAAUAAAGGAACUCCUGAGGAAACUGGAAGCUACUUAGUAUCAAAGGACCUUCCCAAACACUGCCUCUACACCAGGCUAACUUCACUGCAAAAACUAAGGGAACACUUGAUCUUCACUGUUUGCUUGCACUAUGAGUAUCCAGGAAUAGAAGAUACAAUGGAUGAAAGAAAGGAAGUUAACGUUGGGAAACCCCUUAUUGCUAAAUUAGGCCUUCAUCAUGGAUUCAAAACCAGUAACUGUCUCCAGACCAGUUUCAUGGCUAAUAAUCCUUUUCAGAAUCAAAUAGCAUCGAGUCCAGUGGUAACUAAAUACUAUGUCCCUAGUCAUUGCCAACCAAAUUCCUGUCCAGGCCUUUACCAUCGAAACCAUGCCUGUUCAGACAGCACCAGACAAACAGAGACAGGUUCUUGCAAUGGGGCUUCGAGGGUGCUGGCUUCAGAACAUGAACUACAGAAUUACUCAGCCCCUGUGGAAGAGAGCAACGUACCAGUAGAGACGACUGAUGAUACUGUUGAGCUGGAAUUCCUUCUCUCUGAGAGCCUCAGAGUCUCUUCACAGCAGUAGCCAUGGUGUGCUCAGAACAGAAGGGAGUACCAGCUUUGGGCAGGGACCUUCCACACUGCUCACCCAUCACCUGCAGUUUGGGGGCUUCAGGACAAAGGGACUGGGGAGUCUAGAGCUGCUACGGUUAUGAGCAGAGUUUUUCACAUCCAGAGAGACAAAACUGGAGUGACAGAUUUAGGAAUGAAAAAGACAUGAUUGUUUGGGGUUUUUUUUACUCUAUUUGAUGUUUGAUACAGGGAAAAACCUGAAUGGGUCAGAGUUCUCUAUUCCAUUCUCUGGCAGCUAACAAACAGGCAGACAUGCAUUUCUGGGAUAAGCUGCCUACCUCUGGUAGGGGAUGAAUGCAAAAAAGCCUGGCACUGGUGUCAGAGUUUCUCUUGUCAUAGUAAAGCCUUGAAUCUUCCCAGCUGCUUCUCCAGGACCUGCUGGAGUUAUAAGAUUUACUGUAAAUGUAUGUUCUAGAUACAUUCUGUUUUCAGAGAGGUUUUUGUGGUCAGAUGUCCAAUGCCAGGCAGCAGCUGACAGGUGAAUGAAGAGCUGUGUAAGGACAAACAAGACCUGAACUAAGCUAGUGAACUAACAUCAUCAGGUUUUUUAUCAUCUUCUUUAAAAAAAAAAACAAAAAAACAAAAAAAACUGAAUUCCAAGUUGUCAGAGGGAGUAAAGCCACAGAUUCAUACUGUGGUGGAUUGUUAAGGUAACUCUUCUCUGUAACACACUUGGGAUUUUUGUUGAUCUGACUUCUGGAAAGGUGAUCUUAAUGUUCUGGAAGAACACUACAUGGAAUGUGAGGGAAAAGAGCCUGUUUGUAGCAAUAAGAAUAUUGUAUAGUUAGUAAAAACUUUGGGGUUCUUCAGGCUGAAGCACAGCAAUGGUGUUCCUGGACACCAGCCAUUGCUUUUCUGUGAUCAUUUAAGAAAACAAAAAAAAAACUAAAACAGACCUACUCAGUUGUUUUCCAAACCAAAUUGACAUAUACUCACUGAAGUAAAAAAGCUAAAAGUCUACCCUAACACUGGAAAUCUUAAGAUAAAGGUUCCAGCACACACAAGCUUAGAAAGGAUAAAGUGACAUCAAGUGAGACACUUGCUUCAUGUCACAACCUGACACUUGGUGUGUAGCCCCAUGUGUAUGUGUUUGCUUGGGCCUCAGAGAUGAAGUUCCAUCUCCCCAGGGCCUUCAGCCUCUGAACCCCAGGAUCUUGCUGGUGGAGGCACAGGCACCCCAUCUGUAGUGGUGCCUAACCCUACCUGAUCUUUCUCCACUGCCUCACAAAGGUACCAAAUGAGUGUCAGUAAUAUUUGGGUAGUUUCCUUGAGAAAUGUGGAUAGAGAAAGAAGCCAAUUAUUAAGCCUUAAAGGUUGUCCAGAGAAGGGCAGGAGAAGUCAGUGACUGGUUCUGCUUGUCUGCUGGCAGGCUCCUUCAUGGCUUCUGCAGCAGCAGCCCUGGUGUGAGAGCCUAUCUCUCCUGGCAUGAUGUGAAGGAGCUGCAGAGUUCCCCCAGCCAAACAGCUCCAACAUCUCACAAUUCCUCCUCAGAUUCAGCCCUCAGGCUCUGCCAGCCCACAUAGGAACUGAGCAACCUUUGAGGAUUCAUACUUAGGUAUGCUUCAUCUGUAAAUGUAUUCAAACAUGGUGAGGAGAACAUCACAGAACUGGAGAGGGACCUAUGCCAAGUGCCUGGCAGCUCUGCCUGUGGCAGCAGGUUCUGGGGAGGAAAACUCAUUCUGAGCUCUACUUAAAAACAGAACUGUGAAAAGGGUUUUCUUACUGUAUCCCUGCCUUUAGGAACUGCUUUAACUGUUUUAAUUGUUGGUGUUGUGAAAUAUUCUGGUUCUUAAGCACAAGCUGCAAGAGGCACCCGUUUCCUUUGGCCCAUAUCCAGUAAAGCAUUUUAAAAGUUCAACAUGCAUAAAUUAAGACAACAUUUAAAUCCCAGUGAAAUCAGUGGGAUUAAAACACAUGACUAAACCUAGGCAUUUGUUAAAGCUCUCUUUGGUUUGUGGUGGAUGCCCUUUCUGGACUGAAGCCUUGGGCUUUUGUUUUCCUGAAGUGCAAUUGUUUGGGUACAGAAUUUAUUUUUUGCUUGAAAUACCUGCUAGGCUAAGUUACUUACAUGUUACUCGGUUUGGGAUGUUGACUAGGUUUGGAAGAAGUGCAUUAAGGUGAUGCAAAUAAGCUCAGGCUCAGAAUUUGCCUUCUAUAUCUACACAAAGCUCUGCAAGCUACCUUUUCCCUAACACAACUUAUCUUUAGCAUCCCUUAUCUAUCUGUGGCUGCAGAAAGCCAUCUGCACUACCUAGCUCUUCACUAAGAGAUUUCAGGGCUGGUUUUGCUAUUUCUAGUUGUUGCUUUUGUUCAUGCAUCAACUAUUUUUCCUCAUUCUCUGUCAGCCAAUUAGUAGCUUUGGCAGCUCUCAUGUGCAUUAAGCUUCAGGGCCCUGUUUCCCUUGACAAAUGCUCCUGACUAACUACAAUGCAUCUCAGGUUUACUCCUGCCUUGCACAGAGUUUUAAUGCAAACAGUAAGAUCUGCUCACUAAAGUGUGGCAUUUUGAGGUCCAAGUUGUUUGCUAUGAGCUGGAAAUAGGUUUAGGGUAUGAGAGAAGGGGUUGGGAAUUUUGGUUGGGGUUUUUUGUUGGGUUUACCCUUUGAUUACUCAUUACCCUUUUAGUAAUGGCAGUAGGAAUUAAGUAAGAACACCUCCAUGUUGUGGAAAUGAAGCAGUUACUUAUUUUCUAAGGUUACCAGUGUUCCAGUUUAGUCAUACCAGGCUUAUUUUAAGAGCUAUCAGGAAAAAAUUCUGUCUCCCAUCCUUUUUUAUGGGCGUGCACAGUGAGCAUGAGCCCAGGAUGCACGUGGGUGGUGUUAGCACAGCAACCAGCCCUGGCACCUGCAUCUGCACUGGAUGUAGGAGGAAGGGACAGGACUUCCCCAGCCCUUCUUCAGGCAGAAACAUUGCAGGCAUUUGCCAGCACCCUGCUUUCAUUUUUCCAAGUCUAUUGCAUUCAGCAUGAAAAGACUUCAGCCUGUUGUGCAAGUGGCUUCACUACACACAAGGUCCAACUAUUCCCAGGUGUUUCCUGGGCUCUCUUCUGGCUUAGCAUGGUCUCCAGGGUUUAUUUCACCUCUCUAAAGGUGAGGCAGCUUUACUUCUGACAUCUGUAAGAGGAUGUAUGUUGGGCAUGCCAGGUAAGACAGCACAAGUUCUCCUGUGGAGGAAGGCACCUCUUUCCUCUUGAUUACCAUCAGGCAGCCUGGAGACCUACCAGUUUCUGCAGGCCCGAGACAGCUCGGAUCAAGCCACAGAUUAAUUCUACCCUUAAUGUGAUGGUUUUCAGUACUAUAUGUAUCUAAAGUGGUCCCAGAAUUAUUCUCUCUUCACAUCAUGUCUUCUUCAUGUCUGUCAGCUCUUCUCCUUUCUUUUCCCUUCUGUUGACUGCCAGUGCUGCCCACAAUACCAGCCUCACAGGACCAAUUGGGCAUCAGUCUGGAAGUUUUUAAGAACUGCUUUGAGACUGUCAGAAUGUACCAGAUGUGAUACUUCUCUUGGCUGUAAGAAGCACUGCAAUCUUUCAAACAAGUACAGAGUUAACUGUAAGAUCCUGAUUAGCUGAUUCUCAAAGUUUUAUAGGCUUUGCUUUAGGCCUGUCUUAGGGAUAUCGGGAGCAAACCACCCACUAGCUGCAUGCAAUGGAUGUGGUUUGGCUUCUCUGUAUUGAGAGGUGGGGUCAGAUGAGACAGCUGUGAGCCCAGCAGAACUAUGCUAUAAACAUCAGUGAAACCCACAUUAAACUGGAUGAAAGAAAAGAGAAAGAAAACUGUUUCUGUAGCCCUUCAGGGAACAAUGGCAACACCCAGAUGGCACCCAGAUGAUGAACCCAGCCCGGUGCCAGCUGCCACCACCCGACCUCUCCUGGGGAAGCUGAGCUCUGGGGGUCACUGCCAGCACCCUCUGCCCCUCCUGGCCUUUGCCUGGGGCAGCCUGCAGAGCCCUGCAGAAACAGGAACUGAAUGCUUCCCCACUGUAACUGCUGCCAUGCAAGGAAGGGCACAGAAAUGGCAAGUGCUAGACUAGAACUUGCCUGCUUGCUGGGAUCUACUUUUUCUCAAACAGUAGGGAAAAAAUGCCAGCAGAACUGCAUAAUUAAAUACUUGUUCAAGUGCACAGAGCUAAUUAGGUCAGGAAUGCUUUUACCUGAUGAGCCAAAAUGAUAAAUCUCCUGGUACCACCUAAAUCCAUAAAUUCUAAGGAUGCUUACUCUUAGAUUCUGCAUACUGUGUUUUUUUUUAAAUAUAGUAAGUUAAACAUGCACAUACCUAUGAUUUUUAUUGUUUUAAAUGGGCCUUAACACAGUGCAAUAUUUUCUCUUCAUGGAAGCAUGGAAGAUGUAAUACAAGGUGUAGAGCAUUAGAAGGGUAUUGCAAACAACCACUGAACUCUCAUCCUCUUUUCCAUUGUGGAUAGUUUUUAAUUCAAAUCCUUUUACAGAAUCCACAUCUGUUCACCCAAGUUUGUCACUGCUGCCUGAGCAUUCCUGGAUUUGGCAAGCACCUUUGGAAAAGCCCCAGGACACCUUUAGGUGAUCUGCUUAUCCUCUGAGUUUCCAAGUUCUUUUUGACAGUACUUCUCCAUCCGUAACUCUGGGAGUCCAGCACACUGGAACACAUCCAGACUCCCCCUGGAGAGUCUGUAUGGCAUCCUCUGUUUCUGGUGGACAUGUGGAAAUUUGGCAGUGCAACCCCUUGUCCUAAGUCCCCUGGGAGACAGAGGGUUUUAUCUAGGCUCCUCUUAAUGCAGUUAAUGAGAGGUUACAAGACUUCCUAGUCUGCUUUGUGUUUAAUGUUAAUAUUGAACUCAACCAUUUAAUUUCACAAUAAAGGGCAUUUACAACA